AUGUGUGUCAUUUGUGGAUCUCUUUGCUGCUACCGUCCGCUGCAUCGCCCUCCCUCGCCUCUCCUCCUCGUUGUACUUUCUCACCUCUCCCUCUCUCCCUCCCUCACUAACGGGUCUGGCACCAUGGGCGUGUGCUGCAGCGACUGCAGGCGCAGCGAUGUCGAGAAGAACACCAAGUCGGUGGGUCAGGUCACCACCAGCAGCGCCUUCAAGCUCAUGCAGAACAAUGCGCUCUGCUUCCAGCCGGUGGCCUUUGAUGUCGUCGUCCCUGAAGGCACAAACAUGAUGACGGCCUCGCCGCAGCGUGGUAGCGUUGUUGUUGAUUGCGAUGUGAACAACUUCAGCGGCACUCUAUCAGACGCGAGCCUGCACACGAUUCGCGACACCAUAACCGUCGAGCGCAGCAACACGUACGAUCCGAUGAACGAGACGCUUAGCAACAUGAGCUUCACGAACAGUUUUCACGCUGUGGACAAGAGGGCAGUUCAGAUAUUCAUGAAAAGCGUGGCACGGCUCGCGGAGCGCAACAAUAAAGGGACGAUGCUGGAGGAGAGCUUGAUCAGUGCCAGCAUAGGGCCAGACCCCUGUGUGUCCAACCGGUCCAUGCUGGGCAACCUCAACACGAGCAGCAUGGUCCAGGAAGAUCUCGACUACAUCGCUGCCGGCGCGACGCUACAGGACCGUAUAGCGCGCCUGGAGGAGGUCGAAGCGGCGCUGCGAAGGUCCAUCGACGGAUCCUGGCGCAUGGACUCGAUGCUGCUGCAGCUGGCGUGCUGCCAAAUACUCCCGACGUUGCGCCAGCGGCGCUGUCCGUGGGGAGUCAGCAGGAGUGCCACCCAAAGCAAGAACACCGCCGCUCAGCAGCAGAGCAAGCGCAAGCCAGUGCUCGUCAUUUAUGCGCAAGGGCUGCAGAUGGAUGCCUCCGUCGUCACGGUUCCCACGCCUAUUACUCCCUCUCGCGCCUCGCCAACUAUCCCAAGCGAGGUUUCGAUAGGCAACCUGAACGACGGCAAGGAGGGCGGUGGUAACAACGCCUCUAUGGUAUUCGGCACAUCGAGGUCACGCGCAAGCAUGUCAGCGGUUCCCACGAAGGUGCAGCAAUACGAGAUGCUGGCCUUGACUUGCCGCGACAUUGACCCCCACAGGACUGACAGCGCCUUGAUAGAGAACAGCACCUGGGACUUCCUCUCCGUGAGCGGCGCGGCGGCCACCCUCAACGAAGGUCGAUGCAUAUUCCGCUUCAUGUCCGGCUCCCUGGCAGAGGCGGAUCCAGAGACGCAGGGCAUCGUCGACGCCAUCAUCAACCUCAGCUCCUUCGCCGACGAGGUGAAGGAGAACAACGUGCCAAAGGUGAGCGUCUACGACAGCGAGGACGCGGCCAAGUACAUCGGCAUCCACGUAAAGGCAAUGUACAUGCUUCCCGGCAUCAUGCUGAAAGACAUCACCAAGGACCUGAUGGUGUCCACCUCGUACCAGAGUGCGUGCCAGCCUUCCGAGAACAAGAUCCAGGAAUGCGAGUUGGCCGACACGUUCCGCCUCACAAUGACAGUCAUCCGCUUCGUCUUUAGUCUUACCGUCCAGUUCAAGGUGUCGGAGAUCACCGACCCGGCAGUGCUGAAGUCGCUCGCUGUGUGCGAUGGGAUGGUGCCUGCCAAGGCGCUCAUGCUGGAGAGAACGAAGCGGAACAUAGCAAAGGUGGAUGCGACAGCGAAGGUGCGGUCGAUGCUGCUCUACUACCCCGUCAACGAUGGUGUCUUGGUGAACAACCAUACCGUCGUGCUUAACACGUCACUGCCGAAGGUUGUGUCGAAGAUUAUGAACAACUUCGGUUCGCAGGGUGCGGCGCAGUCGGUACAGACAGCGAAACUGACGCGCGAGUACCUGAUUAAGCGCUUUGGCGACUCCCGAAGCAAAUUUUAG
Molecule: messenger RNA, 1920 nt
Organism: Leishmania mexicana MHOM/GT/2001/U1103
Lineage: Eukaryota; Euglenozoa; Kinetoplastea; Trypanosomatida; Trypanosomatidae
Exons: 1
Coding region: 1-1920 (639 amino acids)
Source: RefSeq, a predicted model, not a curated record